Messenger RNA from Penicillium diatomitis, 1971 nucleotides. Its product is annotated as VHS domain protein. The coding region runs from base 1 to 1971 and encodes 656 amino acids. The record is from RefSeq and is a predicted model, not a curated record. Gene Ontology annotation, cellular component: trans-Golgi network. Lineage: Eukaryota; Fungi; Ascomycota; Eurotiomycetes; Eurotiales; Aspergillaceae. The transcript has 8 exons. Gene Ontology annotation, molecular function: ubiquitin binding; phosphatidylinositol binding. Gene Ontology annotation, biological process: Golgi to vacuole transport; protein transport to vacuole involved in ubiquitin-dependent protein catabolic process via the multivesicular body sorting pathway; Golgi to endosome transport.
AUGGCGGCUAGGGACCGCUUCGGUGCCUACGCUGAGCCGGGGUUAACACCGCUUCAGCGGGCAAUUCGGAAUGCCUGCGAUCCCCAGAACUAUGAGCCGAACCUCGCCCUGAAUCUCGAAGUUGCAGACCUGAUCAAUUCCAAAAAGGGCAAUGCGCCGCGAGAAGCUGCAGUGGAGAUUGUGCAAUUGAUCAAUGCUCGUAAUCAAAACAUCGCCCUGUUGGCGUUGGCGCUUCUCGAUAUUUGCGUGAAGAACUGCGGCUACCCUUUCCACCUGCAGAUCAGCACAAAGGAGUUUCUCAACGAGCUAGUUCGAAGGUUUCCCGAGCGUCCGCCGAUGCGCGCCUCGCGUGUACAACAUCGCAUUUUGGAGUCUAUUGAAGAAUGGCGCCAAACUAUUUGCCAAACAUCACGCUACAAGGAGGAUCUAGGCUUUAUCCGGGACAUGCACCGUCUUCUUCUCUACAAAGGCUAUGCAUUCCCAGAGGUUCGCCGCGAAGAUGCGGCCGUAUUGAACCCCAGUGACAACCUUCGCUCGGCUGAAGAGAUGGAGGAGGAGGAGAAGGAAGCGCAAUCGGCCAAGCUCCAAGAGCUCAUUCGACGCGGUACGCCUGCAGAUCUGCAAGAAGCGAACCGUCUGAUGAAGGUGAUGGCUGGAUAUGACAAUAGACACAAGACAGAUUAUCGUGCCAAGGCUGCGGAGGAAGUUUCAAAGGUCCAGCAGAAGGCCAAGAUAUUGGAGGAGAUGCUGCAAAGCCGUCAGUCGGGCGACGAUACUCCCGAGGGCGAUGUAUUUGAGGAACUGGCCAACGCGCUACAAAGUGCGCAUCCUAAAAUACAAAGAAUGUGCGAGGAGGAAUCGGAUGAUCCAGAAGCUGUUCGCAAGCUCCUUGAGAUCAAUGACAGCAUCCACCGCACGAUUGAGCGGUAUAAGCUUGUCCGCAAAGGCGACUUCGACGCGGCAUCGAAAAUUCCCAAGGGAACUCUGGGAACCACAACCGGAGUCUCGAAGAAUGCCAACAACGAGCUUUCGCUUAUCGAUUUCGAUCCCGAGCCAGCCCCAAGUUCCAACGGACAGGCUGGGUCGUCCAGUCAGGGAAAUGCGUUGGAGAACGAUCUUCUCGGACUCUCCCUCGACGAAGAGGUACCAGCUCUGGGAAGUGGGAUCUCGUUGGGGGCAUCAAGCAUGGGCUUCCCUCCAGUGCAAUCUGGGUCCGCUACAAUGACGACCUCCUCGCCAGCCACCCAGCAGAUCACUACUCCGCCUAAACCCAACUACGAUAUACUGGCAUCCAUGAACUCUUCUCAGCCCGGAUCUCGAUCAUCUACGCCGGGCCACAGUGUCUUAGCUCAGACCCGUUCGACUGCAAGCUCUCCGCAGGUUGCGGAUCCCUUUGCGGCGUUGAUGUCCGUCAACGCUCGGCCGAAACCUGGACCCUCCCAACCUCCGACAGGUCAGAUUCGAGCCGAGGGCGCUGCCUCGGCGGCGUUACUUGACUUGGCAGAUGGUGUUUCUCCCCCUCCUCCGUCUCAGCCCACGGCGUCACUGGGCACAGCCGAAGAUGACGAAUGGAAUUUCGCAUCAUCGCUGCCUCAAAGCAAUGCUCUGCCGUCAACCAACAAAAUUGUCGUCCUCGACUCGCAGCUUCGGAUCGAUUUUGUGGCUCGGCGCGUGCCAAGUGCGCCUCGCCAGAUCUUCAUCCAAGCUGUGUUCUCCAACACCACCACUCAGCCCAUCGGAGAAUUACAUUUCCAGGUAGCGGUGGAGAAGUCCUACACACUUCAACUCCGCCCGCAAUCUGGACGCGAAGUCGCUCCGCAGCAACAGUUCGGGGUGAAACAGGAGAUGGUUCUCGACGGAGUCGACAGCGGAAAGGGAAAUCUAGUCAAGAUUCGCUUCAAGGUCUCCUACAAACUCGGUGCCGAGUCUCGUGAAGAGCAAGGCAUGGUGCCUGCCUUGGGAGUUGCAUGA